AUGGGGAGCAUCAUUUGUUCUGUAGGAACAUCCUGCUGCUCUUGCUUGUGCAAUGCUUGCUCAAGUUCAUUGGAUGCACCUGCACGUCUAGAUAGAAAAUUAGAACACCUAACUCCCCCCCCCCUCCGUGAGCGAACAAAAAAAUUUUGUUCACUCACGGAGGGGGGUUAAUUUUUUUUUUUAAAAACAAAUUUUUAUAUAUAAAUUUUAUAAAAAAUAUUUUUUUCGAAAUUUAAAAAAAAAUCCUAAUUUGCAAAAAUUGGGAAGCAAAUACUAAUUUAAUUUGCAAAAUUUUAUGUUUUUAAAACGCAAUUUGUUUAAAAUUAAACAGAAUUAGCUCUAGAUUUCAUUAUACUAAUUAUCACUUAUAUAGCAAAAUUUUUUUCUAUUAAAAAUUUUUUCUAUUAAAAAUAUUUUUGUUCACUCACGGAGGGUGGGUUUUUGGUCAAAAAAUGGCGAUUUUUCUAAUGGUUUUGUUCGCUCACGGAGGGGGGGGGGGGGAGUAAGCAUUCUUAUCGUCGCAAUUUGUAUUGGCUUAUUACUUUACUAUUUUGGAGAUGACGCUCUAUCAUUUCUAGAAUUUCUUGGAUUAACUCCUAUCACAGGUCAGCAAGCAAUUUACCACGAGAGCUUUAGCUUACUCCCCCCCCUCCGUGAGUGAACAAUAAAAUUUUGUUCACUGGGGUUAAAUUUUUUUUUUUCGAAAUUUAAAAAUCCUAAUUCGCGAAAAUUUGAAAGCAAAUAUUUAAGAUUUAAGAUUUAAGAUUACGAUAACACUUUGUCGACCCCCACUUAGCUUAGGAUCUAACAAUACAAGCCCAUCCCUCCUGAAUUCCAUCACUGGCUAACAGCUCUGAACAACGGUAGGUGGAAUAGCCUAACCGUCGAACCGUUACAGUAGCCUAUGACCUAGACGAGUCUCUCUUCACUUCUUGAAGUUGAUUCAAGUUCACAUGGAACUGCUGAAGCAGUUCCUGCGCCAAUAUCCUUCAGAAAGUCUGAACUUCCCUCACUAGGAUGACCUUAGGGAGCAAGGUCCCUAAAUCAUGCGCUCCAUUUUUUAAUUGUGAGCAAAUAUUAAUUUAAUUUAUAAAAUUUAUGUUUUUAAAAAGCAAUUCGUUCAAAAUUAAACAGAAUCAGCUCUAGAUUUCAUUAUACUAAUUAUAAUUUAUAUAUCAAAUUUUUUUCCAUAAAAAAUUUUUCUAUUAAAAAAUUUUUGUUCACUCACGGAGGGUGGUUUUUUUGGCAAAAAAUGGCGAUUUUUCUAAUGGUUUUGUUCACUCACGGAGGGGGGGGGAGUUAGCAAUUAUUUUCUUGUUCAUACUGAUUUUCACACUUAUUGAUGAGUCUAUCAUUAACCGUAAAAUCCAUAUAGGAGGAUGCUGGACUGUAAAAUUUCUUUGUUUUUUGUGUGUGUGUUUAUUAUCUUUUGCAAUGGGUGACUCAUUCUUUGUAUUAUUUAUUUAGGAAUAUUAUUACACCUUCGCUAUCUAUGCUUCUGUUAUAUUUCUUAUCGCUCAAGUUUUAGUUGUUAUUGAUAUAGCAUAUACAUGGAAUAGUAAUUGAUUUGAAAAGUAUGAAGAAGGAAAUAACUAUUCAUAUUAUUUAAUAAUUUCAACCGGAAUUGCUUGAAUAGGAAGUAUAGCUUGCACAAUUUUCAGCUUUUACUGAUUUACAGGUACAGAUUGUGGUGAAAACUUGUGACUGAUAAUUUCAUCAAUCAUUUUAGGGGUUGCGUUAACUAUUUUUUCAAUUUCUGGGUAUGUGGAUGAUGGCUGUAAUUAUUAUUUAGCCCUGUUUACGAGCUCAAUCAUCAAUCUGUAUCUUAUUUAUUCAUGCUGGGAUGCUCUUGCAGGCGAAUAUUCUCAUUGCAAUUCGAUAUCAGGUCCACUCACAAAAAUCAUCAGCUUAGCUCUAAGUCUUCUUUUGAUGAUAGUUAUUGCUGCAUAUAUCAGUUUAAAUCAAGGUGCAAGCAAUGAAAUUCUGUCUGAGGAUGUAGAAAAACCCUUAUUAAACAGAAAAACAACCCAAGAUCCAGACUUACACAUUCCAGUAGAUACAAAAUCCAUGAUCUAUUUUCACUUAUUAAUGGUUUUUUCUUCAAUCUAUAUUGCAGUCCUACUCACUGAUUGGGAUUCUCAAAAGUAAUUAUCAUAUAGCUCAAACAUCGGCAAAUGGAUUAAAUUUUCUUCUUUAUGGCUUACUGCUGCACUGUAUCUAUGGACUAUGUUAUCUUCCUUUGAACGCCAUUAA
Blepharisma stoltei is the source of this 2253-nucleotide messenger RNA. NCBI's taxonomy places the organism in Eukaryota, Ciliophora, Heterotrichea, Heterotrichida, Blepharismidae. The record is from the annotation of a GenBank genome assembly.